Conger conger (European conger) is the source of this 1397-nucleotide messenger RNA. Its product is annotated as transmembrane protein 25. Gene Ontology annotation, biological process: negative regulation of excitatory postsynaptic potential. The transcript has 9 exons. NCBI's taxonomy places the organism in Eukaryota, Metazoa, Chordata, Actinopteri, Anguilliformes, Congridae. The record is from RefSeq and is a predicted model, not a curated record. The coding region runs from base 143 to 1285 and encodes 380 amino acids.
GCGCAGCCGCCGAGGAACGGGGCUGUGCGGUCCGUCCAGCGGCUCACGGGCAGUGAUGCAGGAGCCGCCAACCGGCCCAGUCCCCCGACCCGCCGGAGCGCCCGGCACGUCAUUGUGACCAGGUCAUCCGGUAGAACUCAGGAUGCAGUGUACGGGUCAGAACCGGGGGCUGAACACUGCCGUACUGCUGCUGCAGACCUGGGCUUGGGUCCGGACCGGUGCCGUGGGAGCCUCCCCUAAGAUCGACGGACAGCUGCACUCUGCACUCACGCUGCAAGAGAACAUCACCCACCAAUUCAACUGCCAAUCGGAGGGCUGGAACCCACAAGCCCCGCCCCUACUGACCUGGUACCUGAACGGGGAGAGGCAGGAGCAGCUGCCAGACAGUGGCACAGGGCAGUUGGUGAUGACGUCACAGGAAGUGCCGAGCGUGACGGAGGGGGAGUCCAAACGCAACAGCACCUUCACGCUGCGGGCCAGGAAGUGGGACCGGGAGCUGGUGUGCGCCACCUCCAACCCCCAAAACGGAGAGAGCCACAAUGCCACCGUCGUUCUCAAUGUGCAGUUUCUGCCGGAGAUUGUGCGAGUAAACGCCCACUACAGUGACACCUCCGGCCCGGGGCUCUCCUUGGUCCUCUUCGCGUUGGUUCGUUCCAACCCCCCCGCCACCAUCACCUGGGUGGAUCAGUCCGGCCGGCUGGUGGCCAACACGUCCGACUUCCUCAUCAUGGACUCGCGCAGUUACCCCUGGCUGACGAACCACACGCUGCGGGUGACCCUGAGCAGCCUGGCGGGGAACGUCUCUGUCAACGCCAACAACAGCCUGGGCGUGGCCCACAGCAACCUCACUCUCACCGAGUUCCUGCAGUCCAGCGUGGAGGUGCCGAUACUGGGACUCGUCACAGGGGGCGCCGUUGGGUUCGUCACCCUCCUCAUCCUCACCCUGCUGCUCCUGUGUCUGCUCCACAAGAACAAGGGGAAGGACGUAGAGAAAGCAGUGGAAAUCAUAAUACCCAAGAGUGCGUCACACAAUAUACAGGUGGGCAAUGUGUAUCUACCGCGAGAAAACCUGUCCCUGCCCUGGAGCCUGCAACUCAAUGACCUCAGCAACAUCUGCAAAGCAAAGGGGGAGCGAAGGCAUAAUCCAGGAGAGAGAAAGAAAGAGGGAGAGGAGGAGGAAGAGGACCUGUCUGCUGCCUACGCUGCCCGAGGAUUCUCCAAGUACCCCAUGGUGGGGUACAUCUACAAGGUGAACAGCAUGAGCAGCGACGAAAUCUGGCUCUGACCGCACCCCCCCCUCUCCCCCACGGAGGGGCGCGAUGUCACGCAGUGAUGCAGCUGUCCAAUCAGAUGCCCAGCAGACCUGCCUGUCAAACUGCUGACACAUCACUGUACCA